GAGAAGAAGUUAAUUAAUUAAAUAAUUAUCAAAACCGAAAGUUAAACAACAACAAGAGCCAAUUAGAGAAGGAAGAAUGGCCAAGAAGCUUGUUGCAGUGUUUCUCAUGUUGGUGGUGGUUGUUGCAGCACUCCACAUUCGGGAGGCUGAGGCAGAAGACGGUGAUCACAAGGAAUACAAGGAGUGCUUCGGCAACUGCUUGAAGGAAUGCGAAGACGGCGACGCCCACGGUCAAACUUACUGUGAGAUGAGCUGUGACACUGAAUGUGCAAUUAAAGAGAGUGCCGAAAGGCUGAAGAAUAUCAAAAUUUGAGCUUGUUGAAUAGACAAGGAGCAAGCACUUACAACCACAGAGGAAGAGCAAUAUGCAAUAAAUUAAUUAACGAGCUUUCAUUCUACUGAUAAUGUAUUAAUUUGUGGAGGAGUUUUUCAUCCAUAAAUAGUGUAUUAAUUCGCAAGAUGUAAUAAAUCGUUUUUUUAUUUUCUUCAACACAAAACUCUGCAAUCUUAAUUCACUUGGAUGAAAACAAAAUUGCGAGAUGAA
This is a messenger RNA of Prunus dulcis (almond), 544 nucleotides long. Its product is annotated as major pollen allergen Ole e 6-like. The transcript is spliced from 2 exons. Lineage: Eukaryota; Viridiplantae; Streptophyta; Magnoliopsida; Rosales; Rosaceae. The record is from RefSeq and is a predicted model, not a curated record. Bases 77 to 313 code for a protein of 78 amino acids.